Pelagomonas calceolata is the source of this 423-nucleotide messenger RNA. The record is from the annotation of a GenBank genome assembly. NCBI's taxonomy places the organism in Eukaryota, Pelagophyceae, Pelagomonadales, Pelagomonadaceae.
AAACGCGACGCCAAGAUGGUGAAGGUCGCGGCGCUCGACAAGCCGACGAUCGUCAAGAAGCGCACGAAGAAGUUCGCGCGCCACUUCAGCAACCGGUUCAUGAAGAUCCGGAACUCGAGCUGGCGGAAGAUCCACGGUAUCGACUCGCGCGUCCGGAGGCGCUUCAAGGGCACGAUCCCCAUGCCGAAGAUCGGUUAUGGUUCGGACAAGAAGACGCGGCACCGCCUCCCGUCGGGCUUCUACAAGUUCGUCGUCAACAACGUGUCCGAGUUGGAGCUCCUCAUGAUGCACAACCGGACCUACGCGGCGGAGAUCGCGCACUCCGUCUCGUCGCAGAAGCGCAAGGCCAUCGUCGAGCGCGCCGAGCAGCUGAACAUCAAGGUGACGAACGCGAACGCGCGGCUGCGCGCGGAGGAGGCGUAA